AUGAAAUUAUUGGAAAGUACAGGCCAGAUGUCCAUGUUAGACCCAAUGGUAUUAAAUAACACAAGAAAAGCGCAAGUCGAAACGAUCUUCUUUAAUCGUGUCCCUAAAGUAGGAUCGCAAACUUUAAUGGAAUUGAUGAGACGACUCAGUAUCAGAAACAAUUUCGGCUUCCAUCAAGACCAAGUCCAAAGAGUGGAAACCGUCAGAUUGUCGCCAGAAGAUCAAGCUAUUCUCGCCGCUCUAGUUUCCAGUUACGACCCACCCGGAGUUUACAUUAAACACGUCUGCUUCACAAACGUUUCUAAAUUCGGCCUUCCGGAACCCAUAUACAUUAAUUUAGUGCGAGAUCCUGUUGAAAGAGUAAUUUCUUGGUAUUAUUAUGUACGAGCUCCUUGGUAUUACGUGGAGAGAAAAAUCGCUUUUCCAGACAUACCGUUACCGGACCCCAAAUGGUUAAAGAAGGAUUUUGAGCAAUGUGUACUUUCAAACGACCGUGAAUGUCGAUAUGUGACGGGCGAGGUGAGGGAAGGAAUUGGGGAUCACAGGCGUCAGUCUAUGUUCUUCUGUGGUCAUCAUCCCGAAUGCCUGCCUUUUAACACCGAAGGCGCUUUAGAGAGAGCUAAAAAUGCGGUCGAGCGAAAUUAUGCCGUCGUAGGUGUAUUGGAGGACUUGAAUACAACACUGACAGUAUUGGAAAAUUACGUUCCUAGAUUUUUUAAAGAAGAAAUUAGCCGUUAUAAUCCGAUCAACAAGAACAUUUUUAAGCCUAUAGUUAGCGAAGAAGUGAAGAAUAUAGUGAGAAAGAAUUUUACCAAGGAAAUUGAGUUCUACGAGUUUUGUAAACAGAGACUACACAAGCAAUAUUUAGCUUUGAAGCUUCCCGAGUCAAUUACGUAA
This is a messenger RNA of Phyllotreta striolata, 897 nucleotides long. The record is from the annotation of a GenBank genome assembly. NCBI's taxonomy places the organism in Eukaryota, Metazoa, Arthropoda, Insecta, Coleoptera, Chrysomelidae.